UUGCUCGGGGGGCAGGAGACAGUAGUCCAUGCGCUGUUUGUGUGAUGGGGCGAAAUUCAUCUGGAAACAGACGGGAAGAAGAUGACUUGGCGAGGUCUAUGAGUCGGAGGGGGAGCUUUGCAUCAGCUAGCCGGAAAGGCUGGGCAUCUGCCAGUAUCCGGGAGGCGUUGGUGGCUCCGGGAGGAGAUGUUUUCCAAAAAAGUGGGAGAUGUGAUGAUGAGGAAGAGCUUAAGUGGGCUGCCAUUGAAAGGCUUCCUACUUAUGCUCGUAUGAAGAAGGGAAUUAUGAACAAGGUUUUGGACAAUGGAACAAUUGUCCGUGAAGAAGUUGAUCUUUCCCAUCUUGGUAUGGAAGACAGGAAGCAACUCAUGGACAGUAUGCUAAAAGCUUUCGAAGAUGAUAAUGAGAAUUUACUGCUGAAGCUCCGAGAACGAAUUGAUAGGGUUGGGAUCAGCAUUCCCCAAUGUGUAGUCAGGUUUGAACAUUUAUCAAUUGAAGGAGAUGCAUUUUGUGGAAGCAGAGCACUUCCAACUUUGCUGAAUUCAACCAUCAAUGCAUUCGAGGGUAUUCUUGGUUCUCUGAAGAUUUUCCCAUCUAAGAAAAAAGCUAUCAAAAUACUAGAUGAUGUCUCUGGAAUAGUGAAACCGUCGAGGAUGACACUACUUCUGGGACCUCCAAGCUCUGGGAAGACUACUUUGCUGAAGGCAUUAGCAGGAAAGUUAGAGGAAGAUCUUAGGGUAACCGGGAAAAUCACUUACUGUGGCCACGAAUUGAGGGAGUUCAUUCCUCAGAGAACUUGUGCUUACAUAAGCCAGCAUGAUCUUCAUCACGGUGAGAUGACUGUUAGGGAAACCUUGGAUUUUUCAGGGCGUUGUUUUGGAGUUGGUGCAAGAUAUGAACUGCUUUCUGAGUUGUCGAGGAGAGAAAAAGGUGCAGGAAUCAAGCCGGACCCUGAGAUUGAUGCGUUCAUGAAAGCCAUUGCAAUUGCUGGCCAAAAGAGUAGUGUGGUCACAGACUAUGUGCUCAAGAUAAUUGGACUGGAUAUUUGUGCUGAUACAAUGGUCGGCGAUGAAAUGAGAAGGGGUAUUUCUGGAGGACAAAAGAAGCGUGUAACGACUGGAGAAAUGUUGGUUGGCCCUGCAAAAGUUUUCUAUAUGGAUGAAAUCUCGACUGGUCUUGACAGUUCCACCACAUUUCAAAUCGUCAUGUACAUGAGACAAAUGGUUCAUAUAAUGGAUCUAACCAUGAUAAUCUCUCUUCUCCAACCUGCCCCUGAAACUUUUGAUCUUUUUGAUGACAUUAUAUUGCUUUCAGAAGGAAAAAUUGUAUAUCAAGGUCCUCGUGAGCAAGUUCUCGAUUUUUUUGAGAGCGUGGGAUUCAAAUGUCCCGAAAGGAAAGGAGUCGCAGAUUUUCUCCAGGAGGUUACUUCCAAGAAGGACCAAGAACAGUAUUGGUCGAGGAAAAAUGCACCUUACCGUUACAUAUCAGUAUCCGACUUUGUUAAUCACUUUGAGUCUUUCUAUAUGGGGCAGAAACUUUUCAGUGAACUCAGUGUCCCUUAUGACAAGAGUAAAACCCAUCCAGCUGCAUUGGUGAAGGAGAAGUAUGGUAUCUCGAACAAAGAUCUUUUCAAAGCCUGUUUUGCAAGAGAGUGGUUAUUGAUGAAACGCAACUCAUUUGUGUACAUUUUUAAGACUACACAAAUUACAAUUAUGGCUCUAUUUACUUUCACUGUGUUCUUUAGAACACACAUGAAGUAUGGAGAGAUAGAUGAUGGGGGUAAAUUCUAUGGGGCACUUUUCUUCAGCCUGAUUAACGUGAUGUUCAAUGGGAUGGCUGAGCUUGCAAUGACCAUAUUUAGGCUUCCCGUGUUCUUCAAACAACGGGAUGCCCUAUUUUACCCGGCCUGGGCUUUUGCUCUACCAAUUUGGCUCCUCAGGAUUCCUAUCUCUCUCAUGGAGUCAGGAAUAUGGAUCAUUCUCACGUAUUACACUGUUGGAUUUGCUCCUGCUGCUAGCAGGUUCUUUCGCCAAUUCUUGGCAUUUGUUGGUAUCCAUCAGAUGGCCUUGGGUCUCUUCCGUUUCAUUGCAGCCCUCGGAAGAACACAAGUUGUUGCAAAUACUCUAGGAACCUUCACCCUGUUGUUGGUUUUUGUCCUUGGCGGAUUUAUCAUUGACAAAGACGACCUUCAGCCAUGGAUGAAAUGGGCCUAUUAUCUUUCUCCAAUGUCAUACGGACAAAAUGCAAUCGUAUUAGUGGAAUUUCUCGACCAAAGAUGGUCAACACCUAAUGUUGAUCCCGAAUUUCGUGGAAGUAAUGCUGGUCUUGAACUUCUAGAAGGCAGGGGGAUGUUCACGGAAGAACAUUGGUAUUGGAUCUGUGUUAUUGCGCUGUUUGGAUUUUCUCUUUUCUUCAACCUCUGCUUUGUUGCAGCAUUGACGUUCUUGAAACCAUUGGGAGAUUCCAAAUCUGUUAAUUUAAUCUCGGAAGGUGAAAGUAAGAAGAAAAAGCGGCCAUUCUCUAAUGGGAAGGUGGCAACAGAAAGGAGCUCAGCCUCUCCAGGGAAAAACAUGCCCGAACAAGAAAAUGUAAACGAUUCAGUCAGUGCAACUAAUAAACGAGGAAUGGUCCUCCCGUUCACGCCCUUAUCACUUUCAUUUGAUCACGUAAAUUACUACGUUGAUAUGCCAGCAGAAAUGAAAAGCCAAGGAGUUGAGGAGACGCGGCUCCAAUUGUUGCGAGAUGUCAGUGGUGCUUUUAGGCCUGGUGUUUUAACAGCAUUGAUGGGGGUCAGUGGCGCUGGAAAAACCACUUUGAUGGAUGUUUUAGCUGGGAGAAAAACUGGUGGAUACAUUGAAGGGGACAUCAGAAUAUCUGGUUACCUGAAGAAUCAAGUGACAUUUGCACGCGUUAGUGGCUACUGUGAACAGAAUGACAUUCACUCUCCACAUGUUACCGUUGAGGAGUCUCUCAUGUAUUCGGCCUGGCUACGUCUUCCAGCAGAUGUAAAAAAUGAAACAAGGCAGAUGUUUGUUGAGGAAGUGAUGGAGUUAUUGGCACAGGUGGCUGUAGAAACAAUUUAUGUAGCCAUCCAAACCUUUGUUUACAGCCUUCUCCUUUACUCGAUGAUCGGAUUCGAUUGGCAAGCAGACAAGUUCUUGUGGUUCUAUUACUAUGUUUUCAUGUGCUUUGUCUACUUCACUCUCUAUGGAAUGAUGCUUGUAGCCCUUACCCCAAGUUACCAAAUAGCUGCAAUUGUCAUGUCAUUUUUCCUCAGCUUCUGGAACCUGUUUUCGGGUUUCCUCAUUCCUCGAAUGCAAAUUCCCAUAUGGUGGAGGUGGUACUACUGGGGUUCUCCAGUGGCAUGGACCAUCUAUGGGCUUGUAACAUCACAAGUUGGGGACAUAACGGACAAUGUACUUGUACCCAAUCAUGGUGGCAUCCCAGUGAAGGACUAUCUUAAACAGUUUCUAGGUUAUGAAUCCGAUUUCCUAGGAUAUGUUGCUUUGGCACAUGUUGGUUGGGCACUUCUUUUCUUCUCUGUCUUUGUAUAUGGCAUCAAGGUGUUGAACUUCCAGAGGAGAUGAAGAGGACAAGAAAUCAAGAAAAAUUUGUCAUGCACAGACAGUUACGGAAAUAUAUCCUAAGAAGGCAAAUUAAAUUUCCAUGUGUUCUCUUUCUUUUUUUUUGGUAAUCAUUUACUUCAUUUAGUUUUUUGGCAAAGAAAUGAAUGUACAUUAACGUAAUUUGAUUGUUCUUCAAAUUAAAUAAAAAUA
Molecule: messenger RNA, 3776 nt
Organism: Olea europaea var. sylvestris
Lineage: Eukaryota; Viridiplantae; Streptophyta; Magnoliopsida; Lamiales; Oleaceae
Product: pleiotropic drug resistance protein 2-like
Exons: 17
Coding region: 45-3587 (1180 amino acids)
Cellular component (GO): membrane
Molecular function (GO): ATP binding; ABC-type transporter activity; ATP hydrolysis activity
Source: RefSeq, a predicted model, not a curated record